Molecule: messenger RNA, 1416 nt
Organism: Stylonychia lemnae
Lineage: Eukaryota; Ciliophora; Spirotrichea; Sporadotrichida; Oxytrichidae
Source: the annotation of a GenBank genome assembly
AUGUAUUAGUUAACUCCUCCACAAAACAUUAAGAAGUAUAAAUUUGAAUCAGAAUUAGGAAAAGGUACUUUUGGUAUUGUCUGUAAAUACAUAAAAGAUAACGUUCCUUAUGCAAUCAAAAUGGAAUACCCAUGGAGAUAUUCUAAUUCUAUAUCGAAGGAAAAAAAAAUUUUAAAACAACUAUAAGAAAACAUUUCUAAAAAUAAGCCUAAAUUCCCUAAAUAUAUCGAAGAUGGAUAAUUCUAAUUGACUUUGGAAUAAAAAUACAGCGUUUAGUACAUUGUAAUAGAAUAUCUCGAAUAGACACUAUAAAACUACUAUGUAGAUUUAAUAAAUUCAGACAAUGCUAUCCUAGGUAAAGCCAAGAUGACUGAAGAUAUAAAGCCAGAAAACUUCAUGGUAAAAGAUGGAGAUAUUUAUCUUAUAGAUUUUGGUUCCUCUAUUGAAUUCGAUCUGAAUAAAUUUUAGUUGGAUAAAGAAUGGGAACCAACAGGAACUCCAUUAACUAUGUCAAUAUUUGCUUUAUAAAAGUAUUACUCUUGCUAAGGAGAUGACUUGAUUUCGACCUUGUAUACCAUUUUAUAUCUUUAAGAUCCAGAUUGUUUACCUUGGAUUAGUUACUGCAAUAAUUUAAAUAAUGAUAAACCAUAAAAUUAAAGCGAGACCAAUAAUAAAAUUAGAGAAUUUAAGGAAAACUUGAAUGAAAACUCAUAAAAGUUAGAUGAAAGUUCUAAAGAGAUUAUCAAGCAAAUUAAAUCAUUAGAAAGGCUUAGAGAAACUCAGCCAGAUAAGUUUUCAACACAUAUUGAUUAUAAAAGCAUAAAUGAAGCUAUUUAAUAGUCUUAUAAAAAUGAACUGCGUGCUGUUGAAUAAAUGACAUCUUCAGAUAAAGCUUUGUCUGAAUAAACCUAUAAUGAUUAAAGAUAAGAUAAUGCCGAAUAGAAUUAAAUUGAAGAAUUCGAUAAAUAAAAUAUCAAUGAUGAUUUAGAAUCUUAAAGUUAAAAGCACAAUUUGGAUUAAUCAUAGAGCUAUAAUGAUAAAGAUCAAAACGUUAAUAUUAAAAUUGAUGAUAUACAGCUAAUUACAAAUUAGAGCCAAGAUUAAGACCAAGUUUAUAAUCAACAUGAAUAAAAAAUAGAACAAACUUAAUAUAAAAUUGAAAAUUAAGAUACUUAGUUUCAGAGUUUCAAAAACAGCAAUCCCCCUAAUUACGGAUCAAUUGUUUAGUUAAAUAGAGAGAAACUCAAUGCUGAUAAAUUAUUGCAUGAAAAUGUUGAGACAAUCUAACCAAAUAGAGGUAAUGAAUUCGAAAAAGGUCAUCAAAAAAAAGAAAGAAGAGGUAAAGAUUAAAACAAAAAUUAUAAAAGAUAUGAUUAGGAUAUAGAUAAUCAUCGGUGCUGCUGUCAAAUUUGUUGA